Messenger RNA from Coregonus clupeaformis (lake whitefish), 2154 nucleotides. RefSeq lists its product as uncharacterized. The transcript is spliced from 7 exons. Gene Ontology annotation, molecular function: protein binding. Bases 88 to 1953 code for a protein of 621 amino acids. The record is from RefSeq and is a predicted model, not a curated record. Lineage: Eukaryota; Metazoa; Chordata; Actinopteri; Salmoniformes; Salmonidae.
CUGAAGGAGCUCCUCGAACGGAAUAAUUUACUGUAGCAUAUUGGUUGAAAUGUCCAUGAGCUUAAUAUUAUAUAUAUCUUUUUACCAAUGCUACGGGAAAGAAUGGUCAAAUAUCUCUUCAUUAUUUAUCUAUGGACGGCAGUGGUCUCACAUGGGUCCGUUGUAUGGCAUCCUGAAGGAGUUCAUUUUAACUCUGUGAACCUGAGGAACAUUGUAAAGUGGCAUCCUGGGAAAGACACACCAAAUGACACACAUUACACAGUGGAGUAUGCAAUUUAUGGUGAUAGAAUGGAUAGUGGGGUGACACAGGUGCGCUGGACGGUGAAGAAGCAGUGCAGAGACAUCCCUCAGACCUGGUGUGAUCUAUCCAAUGAGACUACUGACCUGGAUGAAGGCUACUUUGCCAGGGUCAAGGCUGUGGGCACAAACCUAUCCUCCAAAUGGGCAUUCACAGAAAAGAGGUUUGACCCCAAAGCUGACACAACCUUUGGACCUCCACUUGUAAAACUUGUGGUGAAGGAGAAUAGUGUUACUGUCAAGCUGAAGGGUCCAAUGAGAUGGAAGACUGGAAACAUGACAAAAGAGUACUCCUUGUUGAAAAUCUACCCUCAGAUGACAUACAGCCUGUCUGUGUACGACAACAGAAGCAACAAAAUGCAACACUUCACUGUGGAAAACAGAUCCUUUGAAUAUGGGUUGCUUGCCUAUGAAACCCAGUAUUGUGUCUCUGCUAAUUCCCAGGUUCUAUCACUUCCUAUACCUUGGCAUGGAUCUGAAUGGCAGUGCCUAACAACCCCAAAGGAUCCCUUCUAUGACCAGCUGCUACUGAUGCUGAUGGGAGCCGUUGUGCCAUCAGUUAUCUCCAUUUUCACGCUGAUCCUGGCCGGAUGCCUUGUCUACCACUUUGUCUGUGGUAAUAAACAGAAAAGUCCCCCUUUCCUGGAAAUAUCGGACAUUCAGUACCCACCGCAGACCUUCUGUCCUGAGCAUGCUGUGAAAAUGAAUGUGGUACAGGUCAACAUUGCCAAGCCCAUGGAGUUGAUGGCCAUAAAGCCCAACAAUAUCCCUGCCCUGAUCUACCAAACAGAGGGGGAGCCCGUACUACCCUACACUGCCCAGCAAGCCCCUGGCAUAGAGCCUCCUAAGGAGGGAUCAUGGGAAGAUGAGUUCGGUGAGGCCCAACCAGAGCUUCUAGACUACGUCUUCGUUGGAGCGGCCCCAGAGAUGCCGGAAGUGAGGGAAAGGGAGGCAUCUGACAGUGAGAAAACCCUGCCCCUGCGUCUCAGCCAGGUCAACCCGUACAUUGCACAGAGAUGUGCACCAGGUUCACAGGAGCCUGUGGAUAAUGUUUUCACUGGGAUCUGUUUAGACAAGGACCCCAAGACAGGGCUCUUUAGAAUGCCACUGCUGUCUGAUAUAAAGCUGGGGGUGGAGAGCGCAAGUUACAAAGCGCCUGAUCAGGUGGGUCCCUACGCACCUCAGCUCUUCUCAGUCAGAGAGACCACUGUGGACCUGUGGGGAGACAAGGCUGAGGAGCCCCAAAGUUACCCCUCAGACUAUGGCUUCGUGGGAGCAGCCCCAGAGCAGCAGAUGGUGACAACAAAGUACCAGACGCAGUCUAACAAUAGGGAUACUCAGCCCCUGCUGCUAGCCCAGGUCAACCUGUUCAGAAGCCAGAGGCAAGCUCUGUUUCCACAGGAGUCUGAGGAAGAGGAUGGAUUCGGUGGUGGUAACUGUGUUGACUGGAGCCCUACAACAGGGAUCCUCCAGAUGCCUCUGCUCUCCAAGCCUAUUCCAGAAGUGGAUGGAGCGAGGAAGAAGGACAGGGAGUCAGAGCAGGUGGAGAUCUUACCCAGUGUGUUAGUGAGGCAAUCCUCAGAGGAGAGUGAGGGUGAGAGUGACCUGACUAAACUACAGAAUGUCUGGAGCCUACAGAUCAACAUGAAGGACUAACCUAUUGGACAGUUAACCUAUUGGACACACAUUAUUACAGCAAAAAAAAGUUUGUUUACUGUAUGUGGAAGAAUAAUUCAGAUUGCUGUAUGUACCAAUUGAUUCAGUUGCCAAAUCAAAUGAAGGACAUAUUUUUAACUAAUCCAAAAAGGUUUGUAACUGCUUUAGCAAUGUGAUUGUAAUUAACAUAUUUUUGAAGAG